Messenger RNA from Klebsormidium nitens, 2385 nucleotides. NCBI's taxonomy places the organism in Eukaryota, Viridiplantae, Streptophyta, Klebsormidiophyceae, Klebsormidiales, Klebsormidiaceae. The record is from the annotation of a GenBank genome assembly.
GCUGUGGCAGGAACUUUUUGCAGCCCUUGUUGCACCUUGUUGGCGCAAAGGUUAUCUCCCUUGCGAGUGGACUCCAUUUUCUUGAAGGACUGCAUUGAAAAGUACCGCGGCUCUCGAGCAGGAGGUUAGCUUGUGGUGCUCGUUUCGCCGUUGUAGGAAACCUCAGUGCCAGAUGGCGAGUCGCGCCGCUGCGGCUGCCAGGGUGCAGAUCCCAGUGAAUGGCAUCGUAUCCAAGGAAGUGCAGCAACAGCAUUUCGUUGCUCAGCAGAUUGGUGCGCCAGUGGGUUUCUUUGAAAGAGGGCCAGCAAAGUCUGAACGGCGAGUCAGCAACCGCGAGGCGCUUGCCCGGCAUCUUAGCUCGUCCUCUGCAAACCCGCUUGCAGAUGUCAGGAACAGGGUCUUCAUUCGUUGUCCACACAGAGGGCGCCAGCUAGCCCGUGCAGAGGCCAGCGGUAACGGCGCAGCGCAAACGACCAGGCGGCCCGAGUAUAUUCCAAACCGGAUAGAUGACCCUAACUAUGUCCGCAUCUUCGACACCACACUGCGGGAUGGCGAGCAGUCCCCAGGGGCCACGAUGACCAGCAAGGAGAAACUAGACGUCGCUAGACAACUCGCACGCCUCGGGGUGGACAUCAUCGAGGCUGGCUUCCCUCGGGCGUCCCCCGACGAUCUCGAGGCCGUUCGCAGCAUCGCAAAGGAGGUGGGGAAUGCAGUGGACGAGACGGGGUACGUUCCAGUGAUCUGCGGCCUCGCGCGGUGUAACAAGCAGGACAUUGACGCGGCAUGGGAGGGCGUGCGGCACGCAAAGCGCCCCCGGAUACACGUCUUCAUUGCCACGAGCGAGAUCCACCUGGAGUAUAAGCUGAAGAAGACGCGCGACGAGGUUGUGCAGAUUGCGCGGGAGAUGGUGGGGUACUGCAAGUCCCUGGGGUGCAAUGACAUUGAGUUCAGCCCGGAGGAUGCAGGGAGGUCCGACCCUGACUAUGUCUGCCGGGUACUCGGUGAAGUCAUCAAGGCUGGCGCCACUACCCUCAACAUCCCUGACACUGUUGGUUACACCAUCCCCAAGGAGUUUGGCGAGCUCAUCGCGUACCUGAGGAAGAACACGGAGGGCGCCGAAAACGUCAUCUUCUCCACGCACUGUCAAAACGACCUGGGCCUUGCUACAGGAAACACCCUGGCGGGGGCUGUUGCCGGGGCGAGGCAGCUGGAGGUGACGAUCAACGGCAUUGGAGAGCGAGCCGGGAACACGUCGCUUGAGGAGGUUGUGAUGGCAAUCCGGUGCCGAGGAAACAACCUGUUUGAUGGGCUGUACACGGGCGUCAACAUCAAGCAAAUUGCGGUUGCGAGUAGAAUGGUCACGGACUACACGGGCAUCAUGGUCCAGCCCCACAAGGCGAUCGUCGGGGCCAACGCGUUCGCGCAUGAGAGCGGCAUUCACCAGGACGGCAUGCUCAAGAACAAGGGCACGUACGAAAUCAUGUCGCCAGAGGACAUUGGGCUUGUACGGGCGGACGCGGCGGGGCUGGUCAUGGGCAAGCACAGCGGGCGGGCGGCGCUCAAGGCGCGACUCCAAAAGCUUGGUUACGAGCUGGAGCCCAAGGACCUGGAAGACGUGUUCGAGCGUUUCAAGGGGCUCGCGGACAAGAAGAAGACCAUCACGGACGGCGACCUGGAGGCGCUCAUUUCGGACGAGGUGUUCCAGCCGACGCACGUGUACAGCCUGGUUGACCUGCAAGUCGUCACCGGUACCAUGGGCCUCCCGACCGCAACCCUCAAAAUGAGCGGCCCGGGGGGGCAGAUGCACAUCGGCUCCGCGGUUGGGUCGGGCCCGGUCGACGCGUCGUACAAGGCCGUGGACUCGAUCGUCAAGAUUCCGGUCGAGCUGGUCGAGUACUCGGUGAACGCAGUGUCGGAAGGGAUUGAUUCCGUCGCGACCACGCGGGUCGUCAUCCGGAGCGAGAACGAAGCAGGGAGCAGCCAGAUUCACUCGCAAACGGGAGCGGAAGUCCACCGGUCAUUCAGUGGAAACGGGGCUAGCGAGGACAUUGUAGUGUCGAGUGUCCGUGCAUAUAUAAGUGCACUGAACAAGCUGAUUGGGUUCGGUUACGAGUCUGCACCCCGGGAAAAACAGGCUGCACAGAAGGUCGUCGCCUCUUGACCUAGCGAUUAGAAAGUUGAUCUGUUGGUCCGUCAGAGACCGUAAUUAUAAAGGACAUGGGAUUCAAUGCUAUCCUCCUCGGCCACGAAUUGGUUGCUCGUAGUCCGUUUGUCGAUAUUCUCUUAGCCGACGCUACACAUAUACUUUCUCUGCAUAUUUCCGGAAAUUUGCGGGUGGCGGACUCUCUUCAUAUUGCAUUGAAAUCUUGCGACGUGGUGGAGGCC